Messenger RNA from Cyprinodon variegatus (sheepshead minnow), 1939 nucleotides. RefSeq names its product serine/arginine-rich splicing factor 2 (gene srsf2a). NCBI's taxonomy places the organism in Eukaryota, Metazoa, Chordata, Actinopteri, Cyprinodontiformes, Cyprinodontidae. Gene Ontology annotation, molecular function: RNA binding. Bases 196 to 894 code for a protein of 232 amino acids. The record is from RefSeq and is a predicted model, not a curated record. The transcript has 3 exons.
CGCCAUUUCACGUGAAAAGCAGCGCGCUCGGAACACUACUGGGUAGUCCUAUUUUCAGAAAUUUUAUUCAAUCAGCGUUAUUUUAUCGUCUAGCUACUUUAAAGUCGGCUUCGGUGAGUGUAUUACACUAAAGAAGCAUAGUUAUUUCAGUCUAAGCAGCCUCGCUCCGUUGCUUGGAGACGACCAAGAAAGAAAAUGAGCUACGGAAGGCCGCCACCAGACGUGGAGGGAAUGACCUCCCUCAAAGUGGAUAACCUGACUUACAGAACUUCGCCGGAGACUCUCCGUCGAGUUUUCGAGAAGUAUGGUCGGGUGGGGGACGUGUAUAUCCCCCGCGACAGGUACACCAAGGAAAGCCGCGGUUUCGCUUUCGUGCGUUUCCUCGACAAGCGCGACGCCGAAGACGCAAUGGACGCCAUGGACGGUGCGUUGCUGGACGGGCGCGAGCUGCGAGUUCAGAUGGCCCGUUACGGCCGCCCACCGGACUCCAUGUACAGCAGGAGAGGAGCUCCACCGCGCAGAUACGGGGGCUACGGACGAAGGAGUAGGAGUCGAUCAGCCAGUCCUCGGCGUCGCAGACGUAGCCGAAGCCGCUCCAGGAGCAGAAGCCGUUCCCGAUCAAGGAGCCGUAACCGUUACAGCCGCUCCAGGUCCCGUUCCUACUCCAGGUCCCGAUCGAGAUCCAGGUCAAAAUCCAAAUCCAAGUCCAGAACACCCCGGCACAGCAAGUCCAAGUCUCCCUCCAGAUCCCGGUCUCGCUCCAAGUCCAAAUCACGCUCCAGGUCCAAGUCAAGGAGUCCAACCCCGGCCUCCAACAGGGGAUCGAAGUCCCGGUCCAGGUCUAAGUCCAAGAGUGCACCUAAAUCACCAGGAAACAACGAAGCAGAGCCUUAACCCAAGUUUGGAUGCAAUAUCACGAUCUGUUGCAUUGAGCCUUUGAGGACGUCCAGAACUGCCUCAGUUUGAGCAAGAAGAAUCCUAUUACCACUGAAUGCAGACUGAAAGGUUAAUUGGAUCUUGGUAUAAUUUGUUUUAAAUGUUGAAAUUUGUAAUCUGCCAAAACAAAUUCUGUAACUUUGGCAUAAUUUGUAAAGCUGAGUAUAUGAAAGGGAGGUGUUUUUCAGUUUACCUUUUAGGGGGGUGGGGGGCUUCUUUUUUUUCUUUCAAUUUGUAAGUAAUAAAUUCCUCUUCCAUCACCUUGUUUUCUUUUUUUUUUUUUUUAGGCUCCAUUGAUGUUUUUUUUUAAUUGACUAUGAAACCCAUUUGUAAAAUUUAUGUAGAAAACAUCUACAUUUUUGCUUGCAGCAUUUAGUUGUAUUGUCACUCUUUCAGGGUUUUUUUUUUGUGUAAAAUGUAUUAAAGGCCACUUCAAUUAGUGUUUCGCUUAAUCCAGCGACAUGUUUUCUGCUUUUUCUGUCUAGUUUUAAGUUGCUUUCCUAUGACUCUAACCCUCUUUCUUGUGUAUCUUUUGUGCACUAGGCGCAGUUGUGUAGCAGUUGAAUAAUGCUGGUUAGCUGUUAAGAUGCGGUGCAGUGCGGUGGUGACAUGGUGUGGCGUGUUGCGGUGCUGAGUGCCCGGUGCAGUUCCGGGGCUCGACCCUUCGCUGCCGUUUGCCGGUUUGUAAGCUCACAGGUGUGGCAGAUCAUCGUUCCUCUCCUGUCUGUGACCUCUACUUCCCUACAUGUGCUGUAUAUAUUGUCUUCUAUCCUUUUUACCCUUCCUUCUCUUGUGUGUCCCACCCUCAGCCUUCCCUCUGUGGCUUAUCCACUGAAUUGGUCUUGCUUGCUUUAAAAACUGGUCCAGUGGGACUCGGAAGAGAAUGGUCACAGGGCAGUUAAUGGUUUCUUAUAAAACAUUCUGAAUCGCAAACUUCUGUGUGUAUCAGAUGUGUUGUAACUGCUUCAAAUGGAUGCCAAUAAAGGUCUGUGUUCAAUUUAAA